Messenger RNA from Phycodurus eques (leafy seadragon), 4480 nucleotides. Its product is annotated as zinc finger protein OZF-like. The record is from RefSeq and is a predicted model, not a curated record. Lineage: Eukaryota; Metazoa; Chordata; Actinopteri; Syngnathiformes; Syngnathidae. Gene Ontology annotation, molecular function: RNA polymerase II cis-regulatory region sequence-specific DNA binding; DNA-binding transcription factor activity, RNA polymerase II-specific. Gene Ontology annotation, biological process: regulation of transcription by RNA polymerase II. The transcript is spliced from 4 exons. Bases 578 to 2158 code for a protein of 526 amino acids.
GACAAAGAAGAAGCUCGACGGACAAGCGAGGCGGGAGGAGACUCGAUCGUGCUUCGACAAAUCUUGCCGAAUUUGGACCGAAUGUUGGGAAUCCUCGACGCUUGACGCCCCCGAUCACGACUUUAGUGGACGAAAACGUCACUCGUGAAAUCUUCGUGUCCGGUUGGAGUCGUCUCGUGCACCUUGAAGCUUCUCGGCCUAGCUUAGCUUAGCCUAGCUUGCUAACAAAGAGACACGUUUGUGAAAAAAACACGUCACUAAGCAGAGAUCAAGCGGGAAGUAGUGUUCUUCUUCCCGCCACCGACUAGGAAGGCGUGGGGACCACAAGAUCUAAUAGUAACAGUUGAAUCUUCUUCUUUUCCUUUGGGCUUGUCCCGUUAGGGGUCGCCACAGCGCGUCAUCCGUUUCCAUCGUGAAACUGUGCGCAAGAACGACAGCGCAGUACGAGGAGGAACUUCGUGGGCCAAAGGUGGAGGAGGAGCCACGACGUCAACUACCGGACGCCGUGUUCAAUCCGCAGCCUCGAAUUGUGCUACGCAAGAGCGGAGCGGAAAAGUGUCGCGAUCGUCGUGUGAAAAUGCGUGCGAGGAGGACAGCGGAGCACGACGAGGAACUUUGGGGCCCGAAAGAGGAGAAGGAGCCACGAGGUCAACGACCGGACGCCGCGUUCGAUCUGCGGCCUCCAACUGUGCCACGCGGCGCAGACGUCACUGAAGAUCAUCGUACUGAGCGGCGGGGGCUCUGGGUCCUGCACAUUAAAGAGGAAGUGGAGGACGAAGAGGUCCACCACAUCAAAGAGGAAGAGGAGCCCAUUUUGGUGAAAAAAGAAGAGGAAGAAGGGCGCCCCCACAUCAAACAAGAAGAGGAGGGGGACAUCAGCAAGGUUCCAUCGACUGGUGUCUUUUUGAAGAGUGAAGAUGGUCAACGUGAGGAGAGCGGAGGGGCGGAGCCUCCAAGCAGCAGCAGCUCAAGUCAACACAUGACAACAGAAGGCGACGGAGACCACUGUGGAGGAUCGCCAGCAGACGGACUCUUAGGUCCACUAUCACAUAGUGACGACGUGACGUCACAUCCUCCUCACGCUGAUGGUAAACAGUCAGAAGGCGAUGUGGCGUGUCAAACUCACAACAAACGAUGGAAAUAUUCUAAUUGUGGGAGAACAUUUGAACAUUUGAAACAACACACGAGACCCCACACUGGGGAAAAACCUUUUGCGUGUUCAGUUUGUGGUCAAAGAUUCACUCAGAAAGGAAACUUAACACAGCACACGACAAUCCACACUGGUGUGAAACCUUUUUUCUGCACAGUUUGUGGUAAAAGAUUCACUCAGAAGACUGAUUUAAAAAUACACACGAGAACGCACACCGGUGAGAAACCUUAUUCCUGCUCAUUUUGUGGUCGGCGAUUCUCUGUGAAGGAAAGCUUAAAAUUACACACAAGAACGCACACUGGUGAGAAACCUUUUUCCUGCUCAUUUUGUGGUCAGCGAUUCUCUGUGAAGGAAAGCUUAAAAUUACACACCAGAACGCACACUGGUGAGAAACCUUUUUUCUGCACAGUUUGUGGUAAAAGAUUCACUCAGAAGGGACACUUAAAACUGCACACAAGAACCCACACCGGUGAGAAACCGUUUUCUUGCACAGUUUGUGGUCAAAGAUUUUCUGUGAAUGGAAACUUAAAAAGACAUACAAGAAUGCACACUGGUGAGAAACCUUUUUCCUGCUCCGUUUGUGGUCACAGCUUCUCUGUGAAGGCACACUUGAAAAUACACACGAGAGCCCACGCUGGAGAGAAACCUUUUGCCUGCUCAAGUUGUGGCCGAAGGUUUUCUGAAAAAGGAAGUUUAAAAAAACACACAAGAACCCACACUGGAGAGAAACCUUUUUCCUGCUCAGUUUGUGGGAAAAGAUUCACUCAGAAGGCAGAUUUAAAAAGACACACAAGAACGCACUCCGGUGAGAAACCCUUUUCCUGCUCCGACUGUGGCCAAAGAUUCACUCAGAAGGGACACUUAAAAAUGCACACAAGAACGCACACUGGUGAGAAACCGUUUUCCUGCUCAGUUUGUGGUCAAAGAUUCUCUCGCAAGUGUCGGGUUCAGACACACAAGUGUGCGGGUGAGAAUAGCAGUGAUCAAGAAGCUUUUAAUGCAAAUUGAAAUGUUUAAAAAAAAAAAAAAAAAAAAGUAAUUACUAGGUUACUGACUUCCAAAAAUCCACAUUCUUGUAUUCUGUGUAACAGCUUUUAUUGUAUCUUGUUUUCCAUAUAUUUUCAAAAAGCCAUCUGCUGGCAAAUGUCGGGAAUUAGCAUUAGUUUCAAAAUACUUUACCACGUAUGCCAUAGUUCUGGACUCAUAAAUGUCUAAAGAAAAACGUUCUCUGAAAUAGAUUCAGUAGUAAUUUUAGAAUUGUUUUCUGAUGAGGUAUUUUAUUUUUCAGCCAGAUUUUGGCCCGCCCACAUUUUGGACAUGUCAGCCUGUCACAGCCUGAACUUCUAUGUUUUCCAUGGUGUAAUUUUUGCCCAUAUUGAACUCAUACUCAUACGUCAGCUAAACUUUUAAUUGAUUGCAACCACAAAUGUAUAGUGCAAUUCCAAUGAAGUUGGAACGUUGUGUUAAACAAAUAAAAACAGAAUACAAUGAUUUCCAAAUCACGUUCAACCUAUAUUUAGGUGAAUACACUACGAAGACAAGAUAUUUCAUGUUCAAACUGAUGAACUUUGUUUUUCGCAGAUAAUCAUGAACUUAGAAUUUUCAUGGUUACCACUGUGUUAAAUCCCCUUUUUUUGAACAACAUUCAAUAAAUGUUUGGGAACUGAGGACACUAAUUGUUGAAGCUUUGUCGGUGGAAUUCUUUCCCAUUCUUGCUCGAUAUACAGCUUCAGCUGUUCAACAGUCCGGGGUCUCCGUUGUCGUAUUUUACGCUUCAUAAUGAGCCACACAUUUUCAAUGGGAGACAGGUCUGGACUGCAGGCAGGCCAGUCGAGUACCCGUACUCUUUUACGACGAAGCCACGCUGUCGUAACACGUGCAGAAUGUGGUUUGGCGUUGUCUUGCUGAAAUAAGCAGGGGCGUCCAUGAAAAAGACGUUGCUUGGAUGGCAGCAUAUGUUUCUCCAAAACCUGUAUGUACCUUUCAGCAUGAAUGGUGCCUUCACAGACGUGUAAGUCACCCAUGCCAUUGGCACUAACACAGCCCCAUACCAUUACAGAUGCUGGCUUUUGAACUUUGCGUCCAUAACAGUCCUAAUGGUUCUUUUCCUCUUUGGCCCGGAGGACACGACGUCCACAAUUUCCAAAAACAAUUUGAAAUGUGGACUCGUCGGACCACAGAACCCUUUUCCACUUUGCAUCAGUCCAUCUAAGGUGAGCUCGGGCCCACUAGAAGCCGGCGGCUUACAUGCAGUGAUUUCUCCAGAUUCUCUGAACUUUUGAUGAUAUUAUGGACCGUGGAUGAUGAAAUCCCUCAAUUCCUUGCAAUUGUUCGUUGAGCAACAUUGUCCUUCAACUGUUGGACUAUUUUCUCCCGCACUUGUUCACAAAGAGGUGAACCUCGCCCCAUCUUGGCUUGUGAAUGACUGAGCAAUUGAGGGAGGCUCCUUUUCUACCCAAUCAUGGCCCCCACCUGUUCCCAAUUGGCCUGUUCACCUGUAAGAUGUUCCAAACAGGUGUUUGAUAAGCAUUCCUCAACUUUCUCCGUCUUCUGCGCCACCUGUCCCAGCUUUUUUAGAACGUGUUGCAGCCAUCAAAUUCUAAGUUCAUGAUUAUUUGCUAAAAACCAUCAAGUUUAUCAGUUUGAACAUGAAAUCUCUUGUCUUUGUAGUGUAUUCAAUUCAAUAUGGGUUGAACGUGAUUUGCAAAUCUUUGUAUUCUGUUUUUAUUUAUGUCUAACACAACGCCCCAACUUCAUUGGAAUUGGGGUUGUAUAUAGUAUGUGUGUGUAUGAAUGUCAAAUGUGUGAAUUGAUCACAAAGGCGCUUCUGUCGGCGGCAUUGUGUCAGUAACACGAAGAGGCGGUCCAUCUCCUCUUUUGUCUCCCGGGGGGGACCACCCACUUUUCGGAUGGGCAUAAAGGCCGGAGCCCCCUUUGCUUGCUGGCGUGCUCAUUCGACCACCUUGCUGAAGACUGGCUCAGCCAGGAAGCCCCACCUCUCACCGCGAGGUGGCAAGGACACAUCAGACCUCUUCCCUGCCACUGCCCCGAGCUACCCUACAUUCGGGAGACCGACCAGACUGCCUAAAUUAUGUUCCACGCACGCGAGUCCUGCUUGGGGUCGACUAAAGUACAAAUUAGUGCAUAUUUGGGUUGAAAUGAAUGAGAAGAGGAAUCCCCAGCUCAUUUCCACCCUAACAUCACAAGUUUAGUCUCCUCUGCCAAUGUUCGUCUGUCCCUUGUUUUGCUUUUCCCUGUAUUGUUCCCCUGUAGAUUCCUCUUGUUAGAUCUCAUUAAAUGUUCUAUUAAAAAAAAUCUAUAAUAAUCCAC